AUGGACAUGCAGAUCCAGGUCGAUAGCGCGAGUUCCAGUGCCGGCGCUGCCACGGUGUCGUACGCAUUCCUGGGUGGUUCUUCCGGCGGUUUGCUGUCGCUUGACCAGUCCCUAAUGCUCUCCACAACCGCAUACUCCAGCUCUUUCAAAUACUCCAAGACUCCAAGCAGACAGGACUCGGCAUCUACCACUAGUCCAUCUGUCACUGGAAGCACAUCAUCUUCUACGGGGUCGUCGCAGUAUUCUGCCUCCAUACCGUCGGGAGACUCUUCGUCAUCUACGUCUUCAUCCACGUCGUCAUCCAGUGCUGCUGGCCAGCAAGGAGCCGCUGCCAUUCCACAUAGGCCCAACUGGAAACUAGGCGCUGCCGUGAUGCUAAUGGCCGCCUGCGGUAUAGCGGCAUGA
Lachancea nothofagi CBS 11611 is the source of this 405-nucleotide messenger RNA. NCBI's taxonomy places the organism in Eukaryota, Fungi, Ascomycota, Saccharomycetes, Saccharomycetales, Saccharomycetaceae. The record is from the annotation of a GenBank genome assembly.